This is a messenger RNA of Suillus bovinus, 3702 nucleotides long. Its product is annotated as TPR-like protein. The transcript has 2 exons. NCBI's taxonomy places the organism in Eukaryota, Fungi, Basidiomycota, Agaricomycetes, Boletales, Suillaceae. The record is from RefSeq and is a predicted model, not a curated record. Gene Ontology annotation, molecular function: protein binding. Bases 1 to 3591 code for a protein of 1196 amino acids.
AUGGAAACAUGCACCGUAUAUCGUGAUGGAAGCACUAAUGGAAAUGAUCUUGGGGAGGAGUGGCCCGCCGCAUCUAUGCUUCCGCUACCAUUUCAUCAACUUGCUGAUCGAGCAGAGCGGUGUUUGGAGAGAGAUGAACCCCAUGACUUAGAUGAAUUAAUAACACUUCAUUAUGAUGCACUGGGAUAUUAUAAAACCGGACAUGCUCACCGAGGGCAGUUGCUAUGUAAUCUGGCUUUAAUGCUGGGUUUCCGCUUCGACCACCGAGGCAACAACAAUGACUUGGAUGAGGCUAUCGCACUUUCCAGGGAAGCGUUGGCCUUGUUCCCGGUCGGUCACGCGGAUCGGUGCACGUCAUUAAAUAACCUCGCAAAGCUACUCUCCUCCCGAUUUGACCACCGAGGCAAUGGCGAAGACUUGGAUGAGGCUAUCACACUUGAAAAGGAAGCGCUGGCCUUGCGUCCGGUCGGUCAUACAGAUCGGUUCAUUUCAUUAAAUAAUCUCGCGAAGCAAUUCUUCUCCCGCUUUACGUACCAAGGCAACAACGAAGACUUGGAUGGGGCCAUCGCACUUGAGAGGGAAGCGCUGGCCUCGCUCCCGAUCGGUCACACAGAUCGGUCCGCAUCAUCAGAUGGCCCUGCAGAUCACCUCUUCUUCCGCUUUGACGACAGAGGGAACGACGAAGAUUUGGAUGAGACUAUCGCACUUUUUCGCGAAGCGCUGGCUUUAUGCCCAGUCGGUCACGCAGAUCGGUCCAAGUCAUCAAAUAACCUUGCGAAUGGACUCUCCGCCCGCUUUGAGCACCGAGGCAACGACGAAGACUUGGAUGAGGCUAUCGCUCUUCACAGGGAAGCGCUGGCCUUGCGCCCGGUUGGUCACACAGAUCGGCCCACGUCAUUAAAUGACCUCGCGGAUGCCCUCUCCUUCCGCUUUGACCACCGAGGCAAUGAAGAAGACUUGGAUGAGACUAUUGCACUUUUUCGCGAAGCGCUGACCUUGCUCCCGGUCGGUGACACAUAUCGAUCUCAGUCAUUAAAUAACCUCGCAAAGCUACUCUCCUUCCGCUUCCACCGAGGCAACGACGAAGAUGUGGAUGAGGUCAUCGCACUAUUUCACGAAGGGCUGGCUUUGUGCCCGGUGGGUCACACAGAUCGGUCCAAGUCAUUGGAUAACCUCGCGAAUGGACUGUCCGCCCGCUUCGAGCAACGAGGCAACGACGAAGACUUAGAUGAAGCUAUCGCACUUAACAGGGAAGCGCUAGCAUUGCGCCCGGUCGGUCACACAGAUCGGUCCGCGUCAUUAAAUGACCUCGCCAAUGACCUCUCCUUCCGCUUUCUCCACUGGAGUAACAGCGAAGACUUGGAUGAGGCUAUCGCUCUUCACAGGGAAGCGCUGGCCUUGCGCCCGGUCGGUCACACAGAUUGGUCCGGGUCAUUAAAUAACCUUGCGAAUGGACUCUCCUCCCGCUUUGAUAACCGAGGCAAUGACGAAGACUUGGAUGAGGCUAUCGCACUUGACAGGGAAACGCUGUCCUUACUCCCGAUCGGUCACACGAAUCGGUCCAAGUCAUUAAAUAACCUUGCGAAUCGACUGUUCUCCCGUUUUCACUACCGAGGCAAUGAUGAGGACUUAGAUGAGGCUAUCGCACUUGAUAGGGAAGCGCUGGCCUUGCGCCCGGUUGGUCACACAGAUCGGUCCGGGUCAUUAAAUAACCUCGCGAACGACCUCUCCUAUCGCUUUGAGCACCGAGGCAACGACGAAGACUUGUAUGAGGCCAUUGCACUUCACAGGGAAGCGUUGGCCUUGCGCCCAGUCGGUCACACAUAUCGUUCCGAGUCAUUAAAUAACCUCGCGGCUCAACUUUCUACCUGCUUCGAGCACCGAGGCAACGAGGAAUACUUGGAUGAGGCCAUCGCACAUUUUCGCGAAGUGCUGGCCUUGCGCCCAGUCGGUCACACAGAUCGAUCUGGGUCAUUAAACAACCUCGCGAAUGGACUCUCCUCCCGCUUUGAGCACAAAGGCAACGAUGAAGACUUGGAUGAGGCUAUCGCACUUGACAAAGAAGCGCUGGCCUUGCGUCCAGUCGGCCACCCAGGUUGUCCCAAGUCAUUAAAUAACCUCGCGCAAACACUCUCCUCCCGCUUCCACCACCAACACAACACAGAAGACCUCGCUGAGUCGCGAGAGAACCUACUUUGUGCAUCGACUCUAUUGACGCAACAUGAUCCUCGUCAAUUACUAGUCAAUCGAUCGCUAGCUCAUGUCCAUCUGUCAUUCCAUCGUUUAAGUCUUGACGACAUUGGCGCAGGUGAAGAUACUGAUAAUAUUAAUGUUGCCAUGCAUAAUUUCAAGGUAGCAGCAAAUGUUGUCUCUGGAGGCUCGCUAUCCCGCCUGCGAGUCAGUCUAGACUGGGUUCACCAUGCUGAUGAAUACAGACAUGCCACUCAACUGGAGGCUUAUGCGACUUCCAUGCAACUUCUGGACACUUACAUGUCUACGACGGCUUCAGUUUCAUCUCGACAUGACGUCAUGGACUUCCCGAGUACACUUGCCGUUGAUGCUGCAUCGUGCGCUCUCCGCAGUGGUGAUGUGCAUCGCGCUGUUGAGUUGUUGGAACAGGGCAGGACCAUCAUCUGGACCCAGAUGAGACGACUCCGCACCCCUCUUGACAGUCUCCAAACUCGCAACGAUGAUGUAUUGGCCCUGAUGAAGAGAUUCAGGGAGCUCAGCUCUCUCCUCGAUAAACCUCCCGCGAAUCAUUCAGAAGUAACUCCAAGGGUCGAUAUAGAAGCUGAAGAAUCCCGGUACAGACAUCUAGUGAAAGAGUGGAAUGGAGUUGUAGAGAAGAUCCGGAAGAUCGAAGGAUUUUCUCGCUUCCUCCUUUCCCUUGUUCUCAGAUCUUCAGGAUGCAGCCCAUCAGAGUUGUGGGAUGUCGUCGUCUGCCCAGUGGUCGAGAUUCUGGACGGAUUUGCACGACGAGGUUCCCGAAUAUGGUGGUGCCCGACGUCUAUCCUCAAUUUCGUGCCGUUGCAUGCUGCUGGCGAGUACAGGGCAAAGGGAAAGUUCCUUUCGCAGCAGUAUGUUUCCUCAUACACGCCAUCGCUCACCGCGUUGAUCAAGGCUCGCGGAAGUCAUGACAGGUCCCCAUCUGUGCCCUUCGUUGGCAUUGGUCAGGAUUUCCCAGCCGGUGCCUCAUUCACUUUGGAUGCUGUGGAGCCUGAGCUGGAAUUGGUGCGGAGACUCUUACCCCCUCCCCCAAUUGUUUCCUUCUCCAAGAUAACCAGCGUUGAUGCAACGAAAUCGAGAGCACUGUGCGCAUUGCGAGACAAUACGUGGCUCCAUCUCGCGUGCCACGGCACGCAGAAAAUUGAUGAACCCUUCAAGUCCGCCUUUCUGAUGCGCGAUCAACCACUUUCGCUUCUCGACAUCACGCAAACGGAUCUGUCUCGGCAUGAAUUCGCAUUUCUUUCUGCUUGUGAAACCGCGGUCGGUGACCAUGAUACUCCUGACGAAGUGAUACACCUGGCAGCUGGCCUGCAAUUCGCUGUGGUAGGAGAGCGUCAUUGGGACAUUAUGGAAGGUCAACGAUAGUACCGUGCAGCGCUUAGUGGAGGCAUUCUACAUAAACUUUUGCGGGGAUGGCACGAUGAAUUCCAAACGAGCUGCCCGGGCGUUGCACCGAGCGGUCCAGUCGUUAGCCUG